This is a messenger RNA of Rhizophagus irregularis DAOM 181602=DAOM 197198, 441 nucleotides long. Lineage: Eukaryota; Fungi; Glomeromycota; Glomeromycetes; Glomerales; Glomeraceae. The record is from RefSeq and is a predicted model, not a curated record.
CUUGUUUAAAGACUAGUAAAUAUUACCCAAUUAGUGUUAGCAUUAGAUUAAAAUAAAGAGAAACUAAUGUCGGUCUUCACCUUUUUUUACGCCUACACUAGUAAGAAUGAAAAUCCCGUCUAUAUUAUUUCAACAAAUCACCUUUUCUUGAGUUGUUCUACCAAUUUCAUAAUAUACAAUGCAUGUCCAAUUUUAAUAUUCAAUGGACUAAUGAGCUUCCCCAGUCAAAUGGAGAAAAGAUUCCAUCAACGGAUAACGUAAUCAUGGAUCGUCAAAAUUGUGCUCUUCGAGCAGUCUCCCUACCCUCUGGGUAGAAGUUCCUCUGCAAAGGUCUUAGGAAAUACCCCUCCAUAAUUUUCCUCGUUCCUCGAAAAAUCAUGGAGAAUUUUUUUUGUAGACAUCUGUCUAUUAUUCAUCUACGUAAUUGAUAAUGUAUACAGA